Peronospora matthiolae is the source of this 807-nucleotide messenger RNA. NCBI's taxonomy places the organism in Eukaryota, Oomycota, Peronosporomycetes, Peronosporales, Peronosporaceae. The record is from the annotation of a GenBank genome assembly.
AUGGAGAAGGAGACGACGGGUGAAGCGCGGGAGCGUGCAAAAUGGCAGUACUAUUAUGGCCAGUUGAAGACGCUGCUCAAGACGGACCCAGUGUUCAAGAUGUUAAGUCCCAAGGUGAUUGGUCCUCUGGAUAAGCCGAUCUCGGUCCCACUUCACGGGACCAACAAAGUCGACGAGAUCAAUGUGAUUUUGCAGAUGUUGGACGACAUGGGUAUCUGCCCUGACGCUUUUGAUGGAGAUGAACUGCUGAGUUGCAGCUUGGAACAGUUGAAGGACGCGGCGAAUGAGUUUGUAGAGAUCAUGAUAAUGCUGGUGGGCAAAGCGAAUACUCCUGAAGACAAGAUCGGGACGCCCUCGGGCUCGCUCUGUAAACACCCCGCGGGAUCGCCCCGCUACGCCUCGGAUGACUCCGAGAGCGAGUCAGAUGGAUCCAUCAGCAUUCGUCAGAUGUCUCUAGGACCAUCGGGUGGAAGGUUCUUAAAGGACAAGAUCGGACAAGCCAAGAUCGACGCCUAUAAGGGACAAGCCAAGAGCAACAUGCCGCAGAGAUCGGCCACUACCCGCACUGGGCUGGAGGAUCAAGAAGAGGGCGAUCUAAGUCGGUACUUCAAUUCAGCCAUGAAGAAGUACGAGGCGGAUCAACGUACAGCUCAGCGAAUGAAUCGACAGCCAAACCGCUACCCAGAUCGACGUACUUUGCUCCAACCUUCACACGAAAGCCUUGACAUGCCGGAUGUGGAGAUGGAGUCGGUGGGGUCGGACAUUUACCAACAUAUCCAUGAGGGGGCGGAGAUACGACCCGGAUGA